AUCAAUACUCUGAUCGCCAUGGCAACUAACUUCACCCAAGACCAACAAUGUGAAGGAAAGGAGUGUCAAUCAAUCACAGAUGUGACGUACUACGUGGAGGAGAAGAAGAGACUCUGUGAUGACUGCGCCUCUAAAGAAGAAUGCAUCGCAAGAGUUAAAAGAGGUGUACCAAAUAUUUAUUGUGAAGAACACGAUGAAAAGGUAAAAUUAUAUUGUAAAACUCAUGGUGUACCAUUGUGUUAUUCAUGCGCUAUGAUCAAACAUCAACAGCCUUGUGUGCAACAAGAUAUUAAUGAUGCAAUAAAAGAAAGUGGGGCGAGGCUAACAGUUCUAAAAGAAAGAGCGAGGGACAAAGUGAAAGAAGGUCGUCUUUAUGAAGAUGAAAUUGACCAAUGCACGAAAGACACAGGCACACAUCUACAAGCUUUGAAAGAUGAAGUUAAUUCCAUAAUCAAGGAGGCGAUCAACGCAUAUAAAGUCAAGGAGAAGACGGAGGCUGACAAAAUCAACAAAGAAUUUGAUGGUAAGAAUCAAGCACUUCAAGAAGAGAUUAUGAAGAUCAAUGAGAAGAUUCGAAAGAACAAUGAAGAGAGAGAGAAACAACUUGAAUUAAUCCAUACAAAUGCACAGAUUAGUCAAGGACACACGGACAAUAAGAAGAUUGGUCUUCAUAGAGACAUUGAUAACAUUGUUAAAGAGAAGGAUAGGAAGAUCAGAGAGUUGAUGAAAUCACUGCAGGAUGACACAAAAACAAUAGAGAAUGCAAUACAGACCAUAGAUACAGUACUAGAAGACGAUAAAAACAUAGUUAAAGACGGUCAUAGUGUGAACAUGUCAGUGAUUGAUAAACUAAAGAAACCACUUUAUAAGAAUGAUGUGAAACAAAUCACUGAUAGAAUAUCAUGUGUGAGGUUUGUGAAGAGUGUUGGGAGAGAAAAGUAUGAUGGUAGGAUUGAUGGGUAUGAUGGCGAGUGGAUGCUUAGUGAUACAAUCAGUGUCAAAUAUAAAAUCACAUCCCCAGUUAUUGUGGGUUGCAUAGAUGAAUGUAAUGUGAUCAUCAAUGGUAGCAUGCAUACAUACAUGUUAGAUAUUAACGCUAACCACAUCCAGAGAGUGAUAACGGGUACUAAUACAUCAUGGGUAAUCUCCUGUGCAUUACUGAAUGAUGACAAGAUAGUGUGUGGUCGACUGCAUAAAGGUUGUACAGGGGACAGUUUGACUGGAUGCAUCAGUGUGUAUGACAGACAAUGGACGCGCAUCAAUGACGUCACAAUACCAAGAAACACAACGCGCAAUACCUCAUCGGUGGAUGUAGCUGUUGACCGUGAUGGGAUGAUCAUUGCUGCUGAGUGUGGUCAGUCUAAGAUAUACGUCAUCAACCCAGCUGAUAGUAAGAUCGUGAAUACCAUCACAUGUAAACAGGAUGUAGUGAUGCGAGGUGUGCUAUCAUCAGGUCACAUCAUCGCUCAACCUUCCUCUUAUGACAAGAGAGUACUAAUCAUAGACAGGCAGGGUGGUCAAAGGGAAAUCCCCCACAGUGAUGUCAUCUAUAAUGUCAGUGUUGAUCCUAUAACAGACGACCUCUACGUCGUGACAUCAGAUAAUGAGUACAAGACGUGUGUCAUUGAUCAGGUGAUGAGUGGGAAUGAAGUGAAGAAGAGAAGAGUGACGUCAUUACCUCUAUCAACUAGACUGACUGGGAAGGGAGAUAGAGUGGUUUACCUACUAACCUCCAGUGUAAUGAUCUCAUCAUCAGGCAAGAUAAUUGAUUGUAAUGGAGAUAGUAUUAUCGUAUUCGAAAAGCGACUCACAUUCUAA
Lytechinus pictus (painted urchin) is the source of this 1818-nucleotide messenger RNA. RefSeq lists its product as uncharacterized. Bases 19 to 1818 code for a protein of 599 amino acids. Gene Ontology annotation, molecular function: ubiquitin protein ligase activity; protein binding; zinc ion binding. The transcript has a single exon. Gene Ontology annotation, biological process: protein ubiquitination. Gene Ontology annotation, cellular component: cytoplasm. The record is from RefSeq and is a predicted model, not a curated record. NCBI's taxonomy places the organism in Eukaryota, Metazoa, Echinodermata, Echinoidea, Temnopleuroida, Toxopneustidae.